Homarus americanus (American lobster) is the source of this 454-nucleotide messenger RNA. It is a transcript of the gene cnir, whose product is annotated as protein cornichon homolog 4-like. Gene Ontology annotation, biological process: endoplasmic reticulum to Golgi vesicle-mediated transport. The record is from RefSeq and is a predicted model, not a curated record. Lineage: Eukaryota; Metazoa; Arthropoda; Malacostraca; Decapoda; Nephropidae. Gene Ontology annotation, cellular component: COPII-coated ER to Golgi transport vesicle; endoplasmic reticulum membrane.
UGUACCACAACAACAACAACAUGGAGGCGGCUCAGCUGGUACAGGGAGAGUCCUCAGUCUCCCUCGACACUGCUGUCUUUGUUUUCUCACUCUUUGAUACUGGGGCUUUAUUGUUUUUACUAGUGUAUUAUGUAAUAACAUUGUCUGACUUGGAGUGUGACUACCUGAAUGCUCAACAAUGCUGCUACAGGCUGAACGUUUGGGUCAUCCCCAAGAUUGGAGCACAUGUUGUAUUGUCCCUUGUGUUCCUCCUGACGGGCCACUACUACCUCCUCUUGGCCUCCAUUCCCCUUGCUGUGUUCCUCAUCCGCGAGUAUGUGAAGGUGCCAACCGGGAACUUUGGAGUGUACGACCCAACAGAGAUUCACCGCAUGGGUCAACUGAAGACCCACAUGAGAGAUGCUGUCAUUGGUCUUGCAUACUACUUGGUCUUCUUUUUUAUUUGUUUGUAUUG